This is a messenger RNA of Vanderwaltozyma polyspora DSM 70294, 459 nucleotides long. It is a transcript of the gene UBC13, whose product is annotated as E2 ubiquitin-conjugating protein UBC13. Gene Ontology annotation, biological process: protein K63-linked ubiquitination; DNA damage tolerance. The transcript has a single exon. Gene Ontology annotation, cellular component: nucleus. The record is from RefSeq and is a predicted model, not a curated record. Gene Ontology annotation, molecular function: ubiquitin conjugating enzyme activity. Bases 1 to 459 code for a protein of 152 amino acids. NCBI's taxonomy places the organism in Eukaryota, Fungi, Ascomycota, Saccharomycetes, Saccharomycetales, Saccharomycetaceae.
AUGUCAUCCUUGCCCAAGAGAAUUAUUAAAGAGACCGAAAGACUAGUCAGCGACCCAGUUCCUGGCAUCACAGCUGAACCUCACGAUGAUAAUUUAAGGUAUUUCGAAGUUACCAUUGAAGGGCCACAACAAUCUCCGUAUGAAAACGGUGUAUUUGAUUUAGAACUGUUUUUACCUGAUGACUAUCCAAUGGAGGCUCCAAAAGUCCGUUUCUUAACCAAAAUAUACCAUCCUAAUAUCGACAGACUAGGACGUAUAUGUCUAGACGUAUUGAAAACAAACUGGUCUCCAGCUCUACAAAUAAGGACUGUUCUGUUAUCGAUACAAGCACUACUAGCCUCCCCAAAUCCAAACGACCCCUUAGCAAACGAUGUAGCCGAGGAUUGGAUCAAAGAUGAAUCAAGCGCCAUAGACAAAGCAAAACAAUGGACUCAACUCUACGCUCAACCAAAGAAGUAA